Biomphalaria glabrata is the source of this 3634-nucleotide messenger RNA. Its product is annotated as male-specific lethal 1 homolog. The record is from RefSeq and is a predicted model, not a curated record. NCBI's taxonomy places the organism in Eukaryota, Metazoa, Mollusca, Gastropoda, Planorbidae. The transcript is spliced from 8 exons. The coding region runs from base 76 to 1569 and encodes 497 amino acids. Gene Ontology annotation, cellular component: MSL complex.
UACAAAAUGUAACAAAAGAGUUCGUGUUGUUUUUUGCGAGAUGCUGCGUUCAGCAGGAUUUAUUUGAUAAUCUUAAUGAUAUGUAAUAAAUUAAGUCAAUUUGUGUUAUAUCAAAUGAAACGAUCAGCAAUGAAAUCUAACAUUGCUAUGCAACCUAGGUGUCGGCCUGAAGGUAGGCUCUUUCCAAGGCGAAAAGUUGCAGCCAAGGCGUCUUUUCUAAAUGGCGUAGGAGAUUUUGAUAUGGAAUUAUCACUCGCAAUAAAAGAAAGCUUAAAAUAUGUUCAACAUGAAAAGCAAGAGGUGCCCAAAGAAAACGGAUACGUUACAAAUGACUCAUGUAAAAGUGAUAAUGAACACGAUACUACAAUCGAAGUCGCUAACAGUUCGGAUACACAACGAACUAACAAAGCAGUCAAUACUGUCAAUAGCAAGCCGAUUAAUGCUGCUAUGGCUGCGCCUUCCGCGGACUGUGUCACUGAGGAAGUGGGUCGCUUGAAAGAUUUGGUUCUGAGUCAAGCAGAACUAAUACAGUGUCAACAGGAGGAGAUUUCUAAGAAAGAAAAGGAAUUAAAAUCACUUCGUGCUGCUAAUGAUGCGUUACAAUGCCGAUUGGAACGCAUGGAGCGGCGUAUGUCAAUCCUGAAACACAAGGAAGAAUCACAUGAUGUUAUUGGGACAAAAUCUGAAACACUACCAUUCAGAACAACAACAAAUUUACAAUCCUCUCCACAUAAAAGCCAAAAUGAAAUGUUGAAAUUAGAAUACAGAAAAAGACGAAGGCACAAAAUAUAUUUUAGCCACAAGAAAACUCAUAAGAGACAAAGACUCCUGCAAUCUCAUGCUAGUUUCAAGGAUAUGUCUUUAAAUAAUGAAAAUGAAGAAAGUGAAGAAGUAGAGGAUGAAAGAGAAAAGUAUUCUAAUUCUGAGUCGGAAGGGGAACAGGGAAAUAACAGUGCAAAUGAAUCAGUCAUCUCAGGAAGUAGAAAAGAAGAAAAUGGUGCUAGACCAAAUGAGGAAGUAGAGGAAUUAAAGGAAAUAAAAACAAUAGACUAUCCCAUAAUGCAGACAGAGUCACUGUAUCAUCUUUAUUACCCACGCCAUGUAUUUCCAAGUCCUGAUGUUAAGAAACUGAUGGAACAAACUGAAGUUGAGACACCAACAUGGCGCCUUAAACCUGUGACUAACAUGUAUCAGUUGGAAGGAACAGAGAAUAUUACAGAUGAAGCAUACAACAAACGUCAUCAAAAAUUUGAAAUGGAAGAAAAGAGAAGAAAAAGAUGGGACCUUCAGAGACUAAGGGAACUUCGUGUUUUAGAAAAAUUACAAAGACAAAGAGAAGAUGAAAUAAGAGCAAGCCAAGAUGAAGCAGAUGUGGAGACAUUUUUACCUUCAGUUCAUGACUUGAAUCAUAUUGAAAUAACUCAAUAUUUACCUGUCAUGGCUUUUGGUCAACCAGUGCCCUAUGUUUCGCCAGCUGAAUUUGAAAUCCCUUGGGAAAUGAGCAGCUCUGGACAAGUAGUGCCAGUAAAUCGACAGAAAGCUAGCAAUGUGCCAUUGAAAAAGCACUGACUAUCUUCUUUAGCUAACUUGGUACAGAACUGCCGUUUUUUUUUGGCCAAAACUUUUUCCAGGUCUAAAUCUAUCCCUCCUACGGGUAUGAAUUCAUAAGAUGGCUGUAUGCACUAAUAUCUAAACAAAAAAAAGUUGUGGCUCAAGACAGGCUGCCGGACAUUUUUUCUCUUGAUUUGUUGAAAAACUGUUUUAAGUUGUCACUGUCAGGUCGUAAUGUAAUGUGUUGUUUACAAAUUGUAAUUUUAUUAUGUAAAUUUGUCAUCUUUUGAACUCAAUGUACAUAUAUCAUGUUCAGGAGAGAACAUAAUGUACAUAAAUUUUAAAUUUCUCGCAUACACACACACAAAAUUUCUUCAAAAUGUAAUUCUGUAGAUCUUUUUUUGGGUUAAGUUAUACUAAAAAUGUUUUGUAUAACUCUACAAUAUAUUAUAUAUUCUUUCUUCUUAUUCUAUAUCUUUAAAGUAUGUUUAACCUGUUUGCUGAAAAAUGAUUAUUAAACUAUGUGCAAAAUGAUUUAAAAUGUAUUUUUGUAUACAUUUAUUUUAUAUUGUUUGAUUUGUUGUUAAAAAUGUGUUAGAAACACUGAAGGAGUUUCAUUUUUCUUUUUCCUUAUUUUAUAUAUUGUAAUGGUUCAUUGAGACCCCUGAUUAACAACUGUUUCACUGUGAAGAAGUCCAGGUAAGACUUAUAAGUUCAUGUAAUUAAUACAUUUAAUACCCUUACAAAUAUCUACUUGUCAGAUAGGCCUCAAUGUAAGAAUCAGUUAAUGAUACAAGGAGCUAUGUAUAAAUGUUACCUAAUCAAUUUUCAUUUAUACAAGUGUAAAUGUGUUAAUUUACAAUUUUUUUAAACAUUAUUAUAAAAGUAAAUUGAUUUAUUAAAAAGGACAAAAAAAUAAAUCAUGACUGUAACCAGAACAAAAUUGAAUUGUUUAAUAGAUAAAGCUGUAGAAUCUAUUUCAUAUAAUAUAUUUAUACAUAUAGCUGCAAAGUCUAAGUAAUACAAUCCUUCAGUAUUUUGUCCUAGCACUUCUUUUAAAUUUAUAGGACAAAUUAUUUCCAAUUGAAAUAUAUAUAAAGUUAAAACUUUACUCCGCCUGCAGCUGUGGCUGAAAUUUGUGCCAUCUUUCAUUCUUACUUAACCAUGAUGCUAUUGUAAUGUAGUUUGUUAAUAUUGUCUACCAAAACAUGUAAAUAUCUUCCUAGGCAAAGAUAUUAGUUUGACUUUUCUUACUGUUACUGGUACACUUUUGUUUGGUCUCAAAAUGCAUAUUUAUCUUUGAACAACUAUGAAAAUCUAAAUAGCUACAAGUCUAUCUGCACAACUACAGUUAUCAAUAAUACUAUAUUUAAAAGAUGGCUUUUUAAAAAUUAAUAUUAAUUAAACCUCUCCACAAUGUGAACUAAAUAAUUCUUAUACCACAGCUGUAUUCAUGAAAGUAAAAUGUCUACAUUUUUUUAAACUAGAUCUAAUUGUGGACUAAAAAAAGAAUAAUUUUUAAACAGUUUUGUCCAAAUAUAUAUAUAUAUAUGAACAUGGCUCCAGCAUCCUUACCUAUAAUGAAAAAAGAUGAUGUAAUAUAUUAAAUAUUUGUAUGUUCUGUUUUUCUGUAAUAGUGUGUAUAUAUAUUAUAUAUAUAUUAACACUACAACAAAGAUUAUUGUACAAAAAUUAAGUUGCUGUUAAUUAAAUAGACUUGUUGUAGAUUUGUUGAUUGAAUAGUUUAUGUAUUAAAAAAAAUGACACUUUUAAAAGGCUUUUUUUUUUUUAUUAUUAAGGGUAAAAAAAAAAUGAAUGCAAAUUCUAACCUAGAGCUAAAUGCUUAUAAUCAUUUACCUUUACAUCAUCUGCCCUAUAGACUACAAGUUCUGAAAGGGGAACUUACUUUUUUACUUUGAAUUGAGCAGAAUUCUUUUAACAUACUGUAUUGAAUAAAUUGUUAAUAGUUAACUCCUACCCCCUUUUUAAAAUUAUUUUUGUACUUCAGGUUUACUUUCAGAUAUCACCUUAUGAGUGACUUCCAUGUUUCUAUUUGGUAAUUAAAGAACAUAUCAACCUGUUA